AGUUGAAGCUCGGCGCUCGGGUUACCCCUGCAGCGACGCCCCCUGGUCCCACAGAUACCACUGCUGCUCCCGCCCUUUCGCUCCUCGGCCGCGCAAUGGGCACCCGCGACGACGAGUACGACUACCUCUUUAAAGUUGUCCUUAUUGGAGAUUCUGGUGUUGGAAAGAGUAAUCUCCUGUCUCGAUUUACUCGAAAUGAGUUUAAUCUGGAAAGCAAGAGCACCAUUGGAGUAGAGUUUGCAACAAGAAGCAUCCAGGUUGAUGGAAAAACAAUAAAGGCACAGAUAUGGGACACAGCAGGGCAAGAGCGAUAUCGAGCUAUAACAUCAGCAUAUUAUCGUGGAGCUGUAGGUGCCUUAUUGGUUUAUGACAUUGCUAAACAUCUCACAUAUGAAAAUGUAGAGCGAUGGCUGAAAGAACUGAGAGAUCAUGCUGAUAGUAACAUUGUUAUCAUGCUUGUGGGCAAUAAGAGUGAUCUACGUCAUCUCAGGGCAGUUCCUACAGAUGAAGCAAGAGCUUUUGCAGAAAAGAAUGGUUUGUCAUUCAUUGAAACUUCGGCCCUAGACUCUACAAAUGUAGAAGCUGCUUUUCAGACAAUUUUAACAGAGAUUUACCGCAUUGUUUCUCAGAAGCAAAUGUCAGACAGACGCGAAAAUGACAUGUCUCCAAGCAACAAUGUGGUUCCUAUUCAUGUUCCACCAACCACUGAAAACAAGCCAAAGGUGCAGUGCUGUCAGAACAUCUAAGGCAUUUCUCUUCUCCCCUAGAAGGCUGUGUAUAGUCCAUUUCCCAGGUCUGAGAUUUAAAUAUAUUUGUAAUUCUUGUGUCACUUUUGUGUUUUAUUACUUCAUACUUAUGAAUUUUUCCAUGUCCUAAGUCUUUUGAUUUUAGCUUUAUAAAAUCAUCCACUUGUCCCGAAUGACUGCAGCUUUUUUUCAUGCUAUGGCUUCACUAGCCUUAGUUUAAUAAACUGAAUGUUUGGAUUCCUCAGUUAUUGUUUACUUUUCAUCAUGGAAGCCUGUCACUGUAUGUAGGACAUAAUAGAACUUGAUCACUUGAAGCUCAGACCUAUUGGUCUUGAUCAAAUCAAACUAAGAAGACCUUAGAAAUAAGCUACCAUUUUGCCACAGAGCAGCUUAUAGGUAAUACACUCUUCUCUCAGUGCAGUGUACAUUUCCACAAAUCUAAGAAUUGCCCUAUAAACAUAGCAGGAUUUUGAGAGCUUGAAAAUUUUCCAUUAUUCUGGACAUGAAUUUCUAAAAUGCCUUAAUAGGUUUAUGUAGUUGAGUAAAUUUUGUUUUUUAAUUUUUGUAAGCAUCAAAGUUGAUUAGAGAGGGGGGCACUUUUUCUGGAGAAUUCUCUUAGUAAACACAAAAGAUUGUUACGGUUUCAUUAGUAGUAUGGUUGUGGGGCCAUAAGUUAAACAGUGCUGCCUGGUAGGCUGGGAACUGAAGAGACUUGUGGUAUUCCAUCUCGGGUGCCUCUGUUGGCAAUGAUCAGGCAGCCCAAAAGAUUUAAAUGAUCUAUAAUAAUUUCCAAGCGGUAGAUUAUGUGGCAUUUUAUUGCUCAGGCAAUAAUUGGUUUAAUGCUGGUAGUGUCAAAUUUUGAAGUGUUAAUUUUGUCUUAGAACCUUCCAGUAAGUGAAAUACAACCUAGUUUUAUCACCAUAUCCACCAGCAGGCAUGGAUAAUUAUUUUAACAAUGCUAAUAUUUGAGUUUUGCAGUAUAUUAUAGAAUAUAGUCCAGUUAAAUCUUUGGUUUCAGUAUGUCUGAAGAGUACAGUGAGAGGUUAAUUUCUGCUCAAGUGGUACCACUUAAAGGCAUGUAUUCUUUUAGUAUGUAAAAUGAAAUAGUACCUUGAGUUUAAAUAGAAUGCAUUUAGGCAUUGUAGAGAUCUGAAAUAGUUUUCUUCCACUACAUUGUUGAAAUCAAUGAAGCAAUUAGUUUCUCAUUCAGAAAUGUGCACACUAAUAUUUAGUUUUGCUUUCUCGUGGAUAAUAUUAAGCACUUACUCUGCAGUUUCCUGGAAGUUGUGUCAACUGCAGUGAUACUAUUCAGGAUGGUGGGAAAUCCCCAAAAAUAUGUAUGUGUGGGCUUGCUUAGAUUACUAUAUUUCAUAGUUAAUCUUUUGUCUCUUGCGGUGCUCAUGAUGUGUGGGGCACACGGAAGGCAUUGCUGUAGUCAGUCAUUUUGGUUUUCUUCUAUAGCCAUUUUAUUAUUUUAGUGUAUUAGUUAUGAAGAUAAUAUUAUCUAUUUGUAAAUUGCUACUUUGUAUUUUAUGCAUGCUCUGUAAUUUGAUUUUUUUUUAGUUAUUGAUUUGGAUUAUAUUCACAUUCUAAUAAACAGUUAUAGGGGGAUUAUUUCUUAUGCUGUCAGAUUACAUUUUUCCUUUGAGUGCUUUGGGUGCAGCCGUGGAAUCCUGAUGUAAAAGCAUAGGUUCUUGCAUUACUGAGUAAACAUUGAAUUGGGAGCAUCAGUGUGUGAAUUCAGCUUUGAUUUUAGAACUGCAGUUCAAUUAUGCUUUCCUUGGAAAAAGUAUGUCCAAAAACAUUAGGAAAGUAGUGUGUAUUUUCAUAUAUAACAGUGUCACCAGACCCAGGAAAAGAAACCAUCUCUAUUUUAUUGAAAGUUGGUGGUAGAUUUUUUACAAAGUAAGGAGAAAAGAGAAAAACUAAAUAGUGAAUUGAAAAUGAAUAAAGUAAACUUAGAAUUUUUACCCAAGUGUAGACUUAAAUGUUGCUUUGAGUAUGGCUGGAUCUUGGGAGAAUUCCAGGAAAUAUUAGGUAUUAGAAAAUGACUUUGAUUGCAUUUCAGCAGGUGUCUUUAUUCUGAGUAGUAUCUUAGGAGACAAACUGUCUCAAGCAAGAAACAAUAAAUUUUUAAAUAUUAUGACAGUUCAGGGCUUAAGGCAGUUUAGAAGUAUUUUGCUACUUGACCUUGAUUUUCAGUUAUUUUAACUUUGAAUUUUUUUUUUUUUUUUUGAGACGGAGUCUUGCUCUGUUGCCCAGGCUGGAGUACAAUGGCACCAUCUCAGCUCACUGCAAGCUCCACCUCCAGGGUUCAUGCCAUUCUCCUGCCUCAGCCUCCCGAGUAGCUGGGAUUAUAGGCGCCAGCCACCACGACUGGCUAAUUUUUUGUAUUUUUAGUAGAGACGGGGUUUCACCAUGUUAGCCAGGGUGGUCUCGAUCUCCUGACCUGGUGAUACACCCACCUCGGCCUCCCAAAGUGCUGGGAUUAAAGGCGUGAGCCACCGUGCCUGGCCUUGAAUUUUUUUUUAACCUGUUAUAUAGUCUCCUGAAUAGUUAGCCAUGGUGCCUUGAUUUAAUCUUAUGUCAUUGUUCUCAAAUGCCAUGAUUUCUCUUUAAUAGUAGUUGUCAUUAUGUAAGGGUAAGUUAUUGCCCAUUUAAUUGUAAUUAUAAGAAGAGGUGCCAGCUAGUGACCUUACAUCAGUGAUCUUUUAAGUUCUGAAGGGUUCUGCAGAAAAGUUACACUUCUUGAGUUUGGGUUGCCCAUCAGAGCUGGUCACAUUUCUUUGAUCAUUGAAAAAAUGAAUAUCUUAAUUUUUGUCUUUGCUGACUGGUAUUUAUAAAAUACAAAUGCUUUUAGUGGGUUGAGCUGUUGUGAUAAUCUCUUCCAUCUACCUUAGAGAAGAAGCUGUACUAUUUAGACAGUUUUGGCCAACACUAGAAGCAAAAGAAUUCAAAGGCUGGGUGGAUAUUUAAGAACUUAUUCUAACCUGUCAGGUUUCAAUUUGUGGGGCUUGGUUUAACAGAGGAAAAAAAUAUAAAUUGAUUUUCUGAUGUCUCACAAAUAUCACAUACCUGGAAAAAAAUUAAAACAAAAAAUGAAUUUUGUAAAAGGUUAUGUAUGACUUCCAUUUGCUCUGUAAAAAAAUGAACAAAGAUUGUGAAAGGAUCCUCUUCCACCACAUCAUUUAAUGGGUUAGCGGAACAGAUAGGGAGCUAUGACACUAGCACCAAAGAGAGAUUUUUCUUCUGGUUGGGUGGUGCUGGUGCCACGCCCCUUUCUGGGAUUUGACAAGUCUUUCCCACUCACCUAUACAAUAUGCCAAAUCAACUGGAGUUGUCAUUCUAAUGUUUUAAAGAAUGAUUGGGUUCCCCCAAACUGUAGGAGGUCGAUGGUAACAAUAAAGUGAUACAAAAUGCUUAUGUCAUUAUAAUUUAUGUAAGGGAGACCAUUAGGCUGAGAAUCAAUAUGAUUGAGGUUAUCUAUUCUCCUGAAAAGUGAAUUGGAGAAUAAAGAAAGAAUAUUUGAAAGGAUGUUGUGUACUAGGCAAUAUACUAGCAUGUAUUAGAAAAUACGGUAAACUGUGGGUUAGAAGAGUGAAAGUAGCUGGUAUGAUAGAGCACUGGACUGAGUAACGAAGAGAUUCUAGUCAUGGCUCUUGUGGUCAUUUCAUUUUUGAGCCUCACAUUCUUCCAAUUAAUGAGGGUACCAGAUUAAAUAAACUCUGGGGAUUCAUCCCAAUUCGAACUCUGUAAUUCUCUGAAUGAACUCUCUCUUCAAUUAAAGCCAAAUUAUUAACAUUUUAACUCAAGUUUAAAUUUAAUAGAGAAGUCAAAAUGAGGUAUGCACUUUGUGGAAUGUUUUUGGUCUUAUCACAAUAACCUGAUUAAAAUGGUGCCUUUAUUUCCAUGUUUACUCCUUUAAAUAAGAUGAAAGCUUUCAGAACAUUUAUUUGCAAAAUGACUGUCAAUAUCAACAAUAUGCAUCAAAGUACCAUAUAUGCUAAGGGAGAGGAGCACUUGAUGGGCUGCUAUGUUAACUGUAAAUUGAGAACUGCUUGUUUUAUGGCUUUUGCUGUUAAAAAAAAACUGCUGGCUUUUAAUAUGUACUUUAAAAUAUACUCAUGUCUGGGAGAGAACUUUUAAAAA
Molecule: messenger RNA, 4895 nt
Organism: Homo sapiens (human)
Lineage: Eukaryota; Metazoa; Chordata; Mammalia; Primates; Hominidae
Gene: RAB11A
Product: RAB11A, member RAS oncogene family
Exons: 5
Coding region: 96-746 (216 amino acids)
Biological process (GO): positive regulation of protein localization to plasma membrane; regulation of protein transport; amyloid-beta clearance by transcytosis
Cellular component (GO): synaptic vesicle membrane; recycling endosome membrane; Schaffer collateral - CA1 synapse
Molecular function (GO): GTP binding; myosin V binding; GTPase activity
Source: RefSeq, marked reviewed